Molecule: messenger RNA, 2640 nt
Organism: Gasterosteus aculeatus aculeatus (three-spined stickleback)
Lineage: Eukaryota; Metazoa; Chordata; Actinopteri; Perciformes; Gasterosteidae
Product: BRF1 general transcription factor IIIB subunit b
Biological process (GO): DNA-templated transcription initiation; transcription preinitiation complex assembly; transcription by RNA polymerase III
Cellular component (GO): nucleus; transcription factor TFIIIB complex; transcription preinitiation complex
Molecular function (GO): RNA polymerase III general transcription initiation factor activity; TBP-class protein binding; RNA polymerase III type 3 promoter sequence-specific DNA binding
Source: RefSeq, a predicted model, not a curated record
UCCAAUCAGAAGGCCCAGGCUGGACUGACCUGCGAUCGGAUGGUGGCGGCGGCAGGAGGUGGCGGCAGCGAUGAGAAGCUGCUGGACGUCUGAACUGGACAGACCCGUGACCCUCUGGUGUGUUGACCUCUGACCUCCACCAUGAGCUCCAGGGUGUGCCGGACGUGUGGCGGGUCCGACAUUGACGUGGAUCAGGCACGGGGCAGCGCGGUGUGCACCGGCUGUGGCUCGGUUCUGGAGGACAACAUCAUCGUCUCCGAGGUUCAGUUUGUGGAGGGAAGUGGAGGAGUGUCUUCAGCUGUGGGACAGUUUGUGUCUGCUGAUGGUCCGGUUAAGGCCCCCCUUCUAGGUUCGGGUUUUCACACCAGUGUUGGGAAAGAGUCCAGAGCCCAGACCCUGCAGGGUGGUAAGCGUCAGAUCCAGCAGCUGGGCAGUCAACUGCAGCUCAAUCAGCACUGCUUGGACACGGCCUUCAACUUUUUCAAGAUGGUGGUCAGCAAACACCUGACCAGAGGACGCAAGACCGAGCACGUCAUCGCCGCCUGCCUCUACCUGGUGUGCCGCACAGAGGGGACGCCACACAUGCUGCUGGACCUCAGUGACCUGCUGCAGGUGAACGUCUACAUUCUGGGUAAAACAUUCCUGCUGUUGGCUCGAGAGCUCUGCAUCAACGCUCCUGCCAUUGACCCUUGUCUGUAUAUCCCUCGUUUUGCUCAUAUGUUGGAGUUCGGGCUGAAGACUCAUGAGGUCUCCAUGACGGCUCUUCGUCUGGUCCAGAGGAUGAAGAGGGACUGGAUGCACACGGGACGCCGUCCAUCUGGUCUCUGUGGAGCAGCGCUGCUGGUGGCAGCUCGGAUGCACAAGUUCCGUCGUACAGUGAAGGAUGUUAUCAGCGUUGUGAAGGUCUGCCAGACAACUCUAAGGAAAAGAUUAACAGAGUUUGAAGACACGCCCACCAGUCAGCUGACAAUUGACGAGUUCAUGAAAGUAGAUCUGGAGCAAGAAUGUGAUCCACCUUCCUUCACCGCCGGACAGCACAAAACCAAGAUGCAGCAGCUGGAACACGAGCUGGCCAGGAAGCUGGAUGAGGUUGAAGGAGAGAUCAGCUGCUACAAAGACGAGAUCGAGACGGAGCUGGAGAAGAGCCGACCGAAACUUGGAGGAAUCUACACUGCCUACUCCAAAGAAAUCGACCCCGAUGACGUUGAGGUCUCGACCAUGACCUCUGAACCUGAGGUAACGGAGAUGGAAGACUCAGAUCUCCAAGCUGCCACCCAACACCUGACCCAGAACUUCCUAUGUGAAGUGAUCCAGGAUGAAGAGGGUCAGGGCAAGAAGCCAGAUGACAGUGAUCAGGAGGCGGGGUCCGACGAGGAAGGGGCGGGGCCUCACCUUCAGGCUCCUCUGGCCGUCAUCCUGGGCAAACUACCGAGUGCAGCCGGGCGGAGCCUCGAACAGGCCUUCCAGCCCUUUACAGAUUCGGAACAGGGCGACAGAACAGAUGGCGAGCAGUCGGAGUGUGGAGAGUUGGACCUGAAGGACAUUGAUGAUCAGGAGAUCGAUAAGUACAUCCUGAAUGAUCAGGAGGUUGAGGUGAAGACGGAGCUGUGGAUGAAACAGAACGCAGAAUACUUGAAGGAGCAGAAAGAGAAAGAAGAGCGGAUCAGGAAGGAGAAGGAACAAGGGACCUAUAAAGAGAAACCGAAGAAGUCCAAGAGGAAGAAGGAGCAGAUCCAGGCGUUGACGGCGGGGGAGGCCAUCGAGAGGAUGCUGGAGAAGAAGAAGAUCUCCAGUAAGAUAAACUAUGAGGUCCUCAGAGACCUGAACAGCAGAGGGACAGGAAGUGGGGGAGGCAGCAGUCCCACUGGAGUGACCUCCGACCCCCCAAACACUGCCGCCGCCACACGGAAACGACUCACCCGCCGCCGCCGCAAGAAGACCAGCGAUGCUAACCGAGAGCUAGCGGCUACUACCAGCAUCAUGGGGAAGAGGGUACGACUCAUUCUAUCCUCCACACCGAAGAAGAAGAAAACAACCGUCCAGGCAGAAAACCCCGUCCCCGUGACAACAGAUGUCCCAACAGAGGCUUCGCCUGCAAAUCCUGCACCCGAGCCAGACCAAAGCUCUGCCCCUUCUGCUCCGCCCACUGUGGUGGAGGAGGAAGAGGAGGAAGAGGAGGUGGAGGAGUGUGUCAGCGCGCUGCAGCUCGUAGGAGAUUACGGGUGUGAAGAGGAGGAAGUCUUCUAGCUUUGUCCUGCUGACCUUUGACCUCCAGCGAAUAAACCAUCUAGUUAACCUGAGGCAGCUCUAUUGAAACAAUUUUACAGAAAUGAUUAAUAUUGGCGAUAGCUUGAACAUGUUACGUUAGCACUGACGGUAGACUUUUUUUGUGGAUUUUUAACACUGAUCUUUUUUUAUUGAUCCCUAUGAAUGUAAAUAUGAAAACUCUCAUUCCUGUAAAAUAUGUCCAUCCAAAGUUAAACUUCUUUAAUGUUUGAACUGUUUGUGUUUUUAGGGUUUUAACUGUAUCCUUUUUUUAAACAAUUGUGUGUACUGAAGUAUUUUUACUUGUUAUAUUAUGAUUAUGUACUGAAAAAAGGAAAAACACAUUGAGAGAAUAAAGAAACUAUGAAAGUAGAA